This is a messenger RNA of Anguilla rostrata (American eel), 1485 nucleotides long. RefSeq names its product high mobility group-T protein-like. Gene Ontology annotation, molecular function: DNA binding, bending. Gene Ontology annotation, cellular component: nucleus. Gene Ontology annotation, biological process: regulation of transcription by RNA polymerase II. The transcript is spliced from 5 exons. Lineage: Eukaryota; Metazoa; Chordata; Actinopteri; Anguilliformes; Anguillidae. The record is from RefSeq and is a predicted model, not a curated record. Bases 163 to 792 code for a protein of 209 amino acids.
AAUGGGCCAAAUAUUUGGCGUUAGCCAAUAGGAAACGAUUCUCACUAGACGAAUGGCACAGAGCUGAGCACCAAGAGUCUACGAAUCGCCGUUGCUCCUACAGCCAUUGCAGUGCCAGCGAUAUAGACUAUUGAGAUAAGCCGAGGCUUUGACACAUUCAAGAUGCCUAAAGACCCGAGGAAACCAAAAGGCAAAAUGUCUUCAUACGCCUACUUUGUUCAGACAUGUCGGGAAGAGCACAAGAAGAAGUACCCGGGCACCGGCGUCAACUUCGCAGAGUUCUCCAGGAAGUGCUCAGAGAGAUGGAAGACCAUGUCUGCCAAGGAAAAGGGCAAGUUUGAGGAUUUGGCGAAGCAGGACAAGGUCCGUUACGACCGGGAGAUGAAGACUUACACCCCACCGAAAGGAGAGAAGAAGAAGAGAAUAAAGGAUCCCAAUGCUCCUAAGAGACCCCCGUCUGCAUUCUUUGUUUUUUGUGGCGAGCACCGCCCCAAAGUGAAAGGGGAGAAUCCCUCCCUGACCAUCGGAGAGAUCGCCAAGAAGCUGGGCGAGAAGUGGAACGGCACGUCUGCGGAGGACAAGGUGCCGUUCGAGAAGAAAGCUGCCAAGCUGAAGGAGAAAUAUGACAAGGAUUUGGCAGCGUACCGUUCCGGCGGCAGGGCCAGACCCGCUGGAGGCAAACCCAGCUUCGCCGCUGCCGCCAAGGCCAAGAACAUGGACGACGACGACGACGAUGAUGACGACGACGACGAUGAGGAGGACGAUGAUGACGACGACGAUGAUGAUGAAUAGGUCAUAGAGCCUAGAUUGUGUAAAGCGCAAAAAAAAAAAGUUAACCCCCAUGUACACAUUUCAUGUCUCCAAACAGAAGCUAGGUUGCGUACAAAAUGUUUUGAAGCUGUACAGAUUUUAGCCCCAAGCCCCCAUUUCUCCAACUUUUAAGCUGUGUCCAGUCCUGUUAACUAUAUUAUUAUCAGUGGUAGUUCCUUAGCCCGCCACCACCUUUGCCUGGUAGAGUUUAGGGGGUUUAUUAAAUGACUUUGGGCUAACGGGUUCCCUGUUGGUGUAGGGUAGGGUUUCCCAACCCUGUUCCUGGAGAUCUACCAUCAUGUUUUUACUCAAACCCUAACUUGUCACACCUGAUGCUACUAUAAUUAGCAGCUCAGCAAGCUCCAGCUGUUGAAUGAGAUGUGCUUUGUUAGGGUUGAAAACCUAAAGGACAGUAGAUCUCCUGGAGCAAGGUUGGACAGCCGUGGUGUAGGGUAACCAUGAUGCAGUAUUUAAAUUUAUGUGGAGUUGUAGUUUCCAUAUGUAUUUGUGUUUUUAAAAAAAAUAUUUUUUCAAUUUUGCCAUGUCCUAGUCCUUUUACUAUACUAUGAAUACCACUGAAAUUGCAAUGAUAUAAAUGCAAUUGUUUUUGUUGUCAUUCUGAUUCUGAAAUUAAUCAUUUUUAAAAAAUAAAACUCAUUUUUGUUUCACCAAAAA